CGGAUCUGACACUCGUCCGUAGCCAGGUCAGUAGCAGAGAGAGGGCGGGUUUUCGUACCAUUGGCCGUUGGCAGCGUUGCAUCACAACUGCUGAAAAGGCCGUUUGAUCGUUACACGACUGCGAUCGCCCAUGGCGGACCAUCUCGCGGGCCAUUUCGUUUUACCCAACCACCAAAGCGUGGGCGGACGGCGAGGGCAGCGGACAACAACAGCUGCCGGGAAUAGAGAACCUUUUGACAUUGCGUCCUGGCAAGACUACGCGAUAUGGCCGGCGGGACUCUCCUGCUCAACAUCGGGGGUUUUCCCCUCUCCGGGGCCAUGUACAUCGGAUACCGGGAUCGCGCGGUGGUCUCGAUCGACACCGACCGCCUGGAUGUUGGUGCCCCUAUCUUCUUUGGGAGAGGGCAUGUUGGCAUCUUUACUGCGUACACUUCCUGCCCCCAGCCACCUCAUCGGCCAAAGUACCCCCUCCCCCCCUGGCGACGAUGGAUGGCCGUUUGUUCACGUGAGCAAUGUCAUUGGCAGGACAAAAGGAGCGGGAUGGAUCCUGCCGAACAGCGUUUAUUGUAUUGCGAGUCCCUUCGGCAGCGGAGCAGCAGCAGCAGGGCAGACAUGCACUGCAUUCCUACUCAUGCAGAGCCUCACUUCUGAUGUGAGAGUCGCAUCGAGGCACCGGUGGUGCGGAGCGCGGAGCAUCCCUCCCUUCCCUCCCCUCCCUCUGUUUAGUGCUAGUGCUAGUGCUACUCUUCUUCAACGACACGUGCCGCGUGGUGAACUGCCUGAUUACACGGCCGGGAAUAUGACGGUAGGUCGCAGGAAGGCACGGACAAUGACAACGGGAAGAAAGAGCACUAGAAGAUAACGAGUACGGAUACGCGCAAGAACCAUCUGAUGAGAGAGGGGAGGCAGCCGGGCAGUGGCCGUGAUCCGUAGCCUUUUGGUGAGGGCAAAGCACAACAGAAGACCAGUUUGGAGAGUUCCUGAUGGA
Colletotrichum acutatum is the source of this 988-nucleotide messenger RNA. RefSeq lists its product as uncharacterized. The transcript has a single exon. Lineage: Eukaryota; Fungi; Ascomycota; Sordariomycetes; Glomerellales; Glomerellaceae. The record is from RefSeq and is a predicted model, not a curated record. The coding region runs from base 131 to 862 and encodes 243 amino acids.